AUGGCGCCGAGCCGGUCCAAUGUCAGUCUUACAAAGAAGACUGGCAAUAAGCUUCGUCGCAAGUCACUCUAUGUAAAGCAAAAGCAGGAAAAUGAGAAGGAAAAGCGAGCAGAGAGGUUUAGGAGGAAGAAGGAGGAAGCGCAAGACCCUGAGGCGAGGAGAGAGCGUCUCGAAAAGAACAAGCCCAUGACAAUCGACCGGAAACGAGUGUGGGAUGAUGUCGAUGACGAUGGCUUGUACGCGAGUGUCAACAUGGAGCAGCUUCUCAAGAAAAGACGGCAACAACAAGAGGAAUCUGAGGAGCUGGCAGCCAUAGAAGUCAACAAGAGCGCGGAAGACGACGAAGAGGCACACGACGACGAUGUGGAUAGUAUGCUUGGCUCGGAGGACGAAGAGGACGAUGACGAGGAUAGCGAGGCUGCAGCACAGGCUCGUGCAAGAAGAGCCAUAAGGGAAGACAGCAUGGCGCCUUCGACAACUUCCACAAAUCUCGAUCUCACGCCCCAGACGCUCAUCGACAGAUUUCCCACGCUCUUUGAAGCGCCUCCCGAGCCCAAGGUUCUCGUCACCACUGACCUCAACGCGACCAUACACGAAGAAGCCCAAAAGCUGUGCGGCCUCUUUCCAAACUCCACCUAUGUGCCACGCUCAUCUCACAAGUACGGGCACAAGUACAGUGUGCGGGAGAUCAGCAAGUUUGCCGCGAAAAGAGGUUACACUACUGUUGUGGUCGCCCGGGAAGACCUCAAAAGAAUACACGGCAUGGACAUUGUGCAUUUGCCGUCGGGACCAACAUUCCACUUUAGCAUCAGCAACUGGAUCGAUGUCAAAAAGCUUCCUGGUCACGGUAACCCAACAAAUCAUUACCCAGAACUUCUCUUGAACAACUUCAACACGCCUCUAGGUUUCCUGACGGCAACGCUUUUCAAAACGCUGUUUCCGCCGAGUCCUGAACUUCAAGGUCGUCAAGUGGUAACGUUUCACAACCAGCGCGAUUACAUCUUCGUGCGGAGACACAGAUACAUUUUCAGAGAAAAGAAGGCCACUGAGAAGAGUGUCGUUGGUGCUGAUGGCAAGGAGUUGAAGGGAGUCCAGGACAUUAGGGCACCGAUACAAGAGCUCGGCCCUCGAUUCACUUUGAAGUUGCGGCGCAUCGACAAGGGCAUCGGACGUGCAGGCAGUGAAGGAGAUGAUGCGCUUCAAUGGCAAUGGAAGGCGAAGAUGGAGAAGCAAAGGACAAGAUUCAACCUAUAA
Pestalotiopsis fici W106-1 is the source of this 1254-nucleotide messenger RNA. RefSeq lists its product as uncharacterized. NCBI's taxonomy places the organism in Eukaryota, Fungi, Ascomycota, Sordariomycetes, Amphisphaeriales, Sporocadaceae. The transcript has 3 exons. Gene Ontology annotation, molecular function: rRNA primary transcript binding. The coding region runs from base 1 to 1254 and encodes 417 amino acids. Gene Ontology annotation, cellular component: preribosome, large subunit precursor; nucleolus. Gene Ontology annotation, biological process: maturation of 5.8S rRNA; maturation of LSU-rRNA. The record is from RefSeq and is a predicted model, not a curated record.